AAAAUCCAAUCCAAAUCCAAAUCGAACAAACGUCCAGCCAGCCAUGGAGCACAUUAUGAAUCCGUUCAUGUCACCCGCUUAUCUGCUCGGCCAUGGCCCACAUUCACAUUCGCAUUCGCAUGCCCAUACCCAUGCCCAUGCUCAUGCCCAUGGGCAUGUCCAUCCGGGAAUGGCCAGCGGCACCAAUUCGCCAGCCAGCUCGCCAGGUGGAUCCUCCGGCUCGGGUGCGGGCGGCCACAGCAGCAGCAACAGCUCGACAAAGCCCAAACGCUGGGGCUCGCCGCCCAUCAACCUGGCCGGACAGUUCAUCAAUCCGGCGACGGGCAAGAAGCGCGUCCAAUGCUCCAUCUGCUUCAAGACCUUCUGCGACAAGGGCGCCCUCAAGAUCCACUUCUCGGCGGUGCAUCUGCGGGAGAUGCACAAGUGCACCGUCGAGGGCUGCAACAUGGUGUUCAGCUCGCGCAGAUCCCGCAAUCGGCACAGCGCCAAUCCCAAUCCGAAGCUCCAUUCGCCCCACAUCCGCCGCAAGAUCUCGCCCCAUGACGGACGUACGGCCCAGCAGUUCCCCGUGUUUCCCGGCGCAGCUGCCGUCGCUGUGGCCGCCGCCGGACGCUUGCCGGCCGCCUUUCCCGGACUUCUGCCACCACCACCGCCGCACCACCAUGCGCACCAGUCGCAUCAUCAUCCGUCGGGUGUGGGCUAUGGACCGGCGAUGAUGUUCGCCGGCGGCCAUGGCUCCGGACUGCACAGCCUGGGACUGCUGUCCGCGGGACAGGAGCGAGAGCGUCUCUACGAGGAGGAUGUGGAUGGCGAGGGAGAAGGUGAAGGAGAUGUCGAUGCCGAGGGAGAUGGCGAUGCCGAUGGCGAUGACGAUGGUGUCUUUGUGUACGUGGACAUGCAUGCAAACAGCUCCAGUCCGGCUGCCUCCAGCCCAUGCCCCAGCGAAACGGAUGCGGAUGCGGAUGAGGAGAUGCACUGCAGCCUGAGCCUCACCAGCCACAGCAGCGCCAGCCCAGCGGUCGCCUGUGCCGAUGAGCAGCGUUCAGCCGAUGAGCCGCUGGACUUUAGCCUACACAAGCGACGCGAAACAGAGCCGGAGCCAGAGCCAGAACAGGAGCAGGAACCAGAGCGGGAAAGGGCAGGGGAACAGAUCAAGCGCUCGUCCAGCCCCUGUGGCGGAGCCUUCUCCAUGGAGCGCCUGCUGGGCAAGCGCAAGCGAAGCAACAGCAGUGCCUCCGCCUCCACGGGCGGCCACCCAGAGACGAGCAUCAAAAUGGAGAUGGAGCUGGAGCUGGAAAUGGACGGCGACAGCUCCGAGGCCUUGGCCGCGGCAUCCGCCUGCAUUGAUCUAUCGGCGCCACCGACCAGGAAGCACUCGCCCCAGCCCCAGCCCCAGCACCAGCCCCUGUCCCUGUCCCUGCCGCUCAGUCUGCCCAUGCCGCUGGCCAUGGAUCUGGAGGAGCAGCAUCACUUCCGACUGCUGCAGACGCAAAUGUUUGCGGCCGCUGCGGCUGCCGCUGCAAGCGCCUCCAGCCAACAGCAGCCAACGCCCAACGCCUUUCUGCCGCAGGGUGCCCUCGAGUCGCCCAAUGCCCCGCCCAUGUGGAGCCUGCUGUCCGAGGUGUACCGCUCGAUGCUGCUCAAGACGCAGCAGCAGCAGCAGCUGAGCGGCGGCCACCAUCACCACCACCACCACCAACACCAUCACCACAGUGGCCACCACCAGCAGCAGCCGCCGCAGCAGUCGCCAGCGCCGUACGGCGACCUGCCACCGACGAAUGCCGCCAUCUCCGUCUAAGCUUUUGGGAGUCAAGGCCGCGGGAUCCUUAGUCAAAUGUUUAUUAUUUUUUUU
This is a messenger RNA of Drosophila obscura, 1852 nucleotides long. RefSeq names its product protein disconnected. Gene Ontology annotation, cellular component: nucleus. Gene Ontology annotation, biological process: regulation of DNA-templated transcription. The record is from RefSeq and is a predicted model, not a curated record. Lineage: Eukaryota; Metazoa; Arthropoda; Insecta; Diptera; Drosophilidae.